AAUUACCUGAAGAAAUGGAUACUACUCCCUCCAAAAAAUAUCCAGUUAAAAAACGGGUGAAAAUACAUCCUAACACAGUGACGGUGAAAUACACUUCUCAUUAUCCCCAGCCUGGGGAUGAUGGAUAUGAAGAAAUUAAUGAAGAUUAUGGAAAUUUUAUGGAAGAAAAUCCAAAGAAAGGCCUGUUGAGUGAAAUGAAAAGAAAAGGAAGAACUUUUUUUGGAACCAUGGAUACCCGACCGCCACCAACAGAAGACCCCAUGACAAAUGAGAUUGGACAAUUCCAAAGCUUUGCAGAAAAAAACAUUUUUCAAUCCAGAAAAACGUGGAUAGUGCUGUUUGGAUCUGCUUUGGCUCAUGGAUGUGUAGCUCUUUUCACUAGGCUUGUUUCUGACCGUUCUAAAGUUCCAUCUCUAGAACUGAUUUUUAUCCGUUCUGUCUUGCAGGUCUUAUCCGUGUUAGUUGUAUGUUAUUACCAGGAGGCCCCCUUUGGACCCAGUGGAUAUAGAUUACGACUCUUCUUUUAUGGUAUAUGCAAUGUCAUCUCUAUCACCUGUGCUUAUACAUCGUUCUCUAUAGUUCCUCCCAGCAAUGGGACCACUAUGUGGAGAGCCACAACUACAGUCUUCAGUGCCAUUUUGGCUUUUUUACUUGUAGAUGAGAAAAUGGCUUAUAUUGACAUGGCUACAGUUAUUUGUAGCAUCUUAGGUGUUUGUCUUGUCAUGAUCCCCAACAUAGUUAAUGAAGAAAAUUCCUUGUUAAAUGCUUGGAAAGAAGCCUUUGGAUAUACUAUGACUGUGAUGGCUGGGCUGACCACUGCUCUUUCCAUGAUAGUAUACAGAUCCAUUAAGGAGAAGAUCAGCAUGUGGACUGCACUGUUUACCUUUGGUUGGACUGGGACAGUCUGGGGAAUAUCUUCUAUGUUCAUUCUUCAAGAACCCAUUAUCCCAUUAGAUGUAGAAACCUGGAGUUAUCUCAUUGCUAUUUGUGUCUGUUCUACUGCAGCAUUCUUAGGAGUUUAUUAUGCCUUGGACAAAUUCCAUCCAGCUUUGGUCAGCACAGUACAACAUUUGGAGAUUGUGGUAGCAAUGGUCUUGCAGCUUCUAGUGUUACACAUAUUUCCUAGUGUCUAUGAUGUCUUUGGAGGGAUAAUCAUUAUGAUUAGUGUUUUUGUCCUUGCUGGCUAUAAACUUUACUGGAGGAAUUUAAGAAGGCAGGAUUACCAGGAAAUAGUAGACUCUCCCAUUAAAUGAAUACCUGAUUAUUAUCUUCUUAACCAUCAGUUAUUAAUACGUA
Eptesicus fuscus (big brown bat) is the source of this 1296-nucleotide messenger RNA. RefSeq names its product solute carrier family 35 member G2 (gene SLC35G2). The coding region runs from base 15 to 1253 and encodes 412 amino acids. NCBI's taxonomy places the organism in Eukaryota, Metazoa, Chordata, Mammalia, Chiroptera, Vespertilionidae. The transcript has a single exon. The record is from RefSeq and is a predicted model, not a curated record. Gene Ontology annotation, cellular component: plasma membrane.